Molecule: messenger RNA, 4733 nt
Organism: Zalophus californianus (California sea lion)
Lineage: Eukaryota; Metazoa; Chordata; Mammalia; Carnivora; Otariidae
Gene: GATB
Product: glutamyl-tRNA amidotransferase subunit B
Exons: 13
Coding region: 39-1712 (557 amino acids)
Biological process (GO): mitochondrial translation; glutaminyl-tRNAGln biosynthesis via transamidation
Molecular function (GO): glutaminyl-tRNA synthase (glutamine-hydrolyzing) activity
Source: RefSeq, a predicted model, not a curated record
AGGAGACUGUAUCACCUGACCAGGACCCUGGCGGGGCAAUGGCGGCGCUCGUGGUGCGUUUGUCCUGUCUUGGAAAGCGUUGGGUUUUAGCCUGCAUUGACGGCGGUUCUCGCCACGGAAGAGGGGCUGCGAUUGGGCUCACGUCCAGGAGGAAAAGGGGACAGAGCUCCGUGGCUCAGCAGCCCCUCAUCGCCGUCCAGAAGUCAAGGAAAGGUGAACGCGAGUGGGCAGCUGUGGUAGGUUUGGAAAUUCAUGCCCAGAUCUCUUCCAACUCUAAACUCUUCUCUGGAUCUCAAGUCCACUUUGCAGCACCUCCAAAUUCUUUGGUAUCUUUUUUUGAUGCAUCUCUGCCUGGAACUCUGCCGGUUCUCAACAGGAGAUGCGUAGAAGCAGCUGUGAUGACAGGCCUGGCACUGAACUGCCGCAUCAACAAGAAGUCCUUGUUUGAUAGGAAGCACUACUUCUAUGCGGACCUCCCUGCAGGCUACCAAAUUACCCAGCAAAGACUCCCGAUUGCUGUGAAUGGCUGCUUAGCGUACAGUGUCUCAGUGGGGAAGAAGCCGAGUCAGGUGAGCACCAGGACCGUGAGGAUCAAGCAGAUCCAGCUGGAGCAAGACAGUGGCAAAAGCCUCCAUGAUGAGCCGCGGUCUCAGACGCUCAUCGAUUUGAACAGGGCAGGAGUUGGCCUUCUGGAAGUGGUGCUGGAGCCCGACAUGUCCUGUGGAGAAGAGGCAGCGUCAGCCGUCAGGGAGCUGCAGCUGAUACUUCAAGCCCUGGGGACCAGCCAGGCAAAUAUGGCAGAGGGCCAGUUGAGAGUGGAUGCCAAUAUAUCUGUGCACCAUCCUGGAGAGCCUCUGGGUGUUCGAACUGAAGUGAAGAAUCUCAACAGUGCCAGGUUCUUGGCCAAAGCAAUAGACUUUGAAAUUAAGAGACAAAUCCACGAACUUGAGAAUGGACGUAAAAUUCUGAAUGAAACGCGCUCAUUUGACGACAAGCUGGGGUGCACCAUGCCGAUGAGAGACAAAGAAGGAAAACAAGACUACAGGUUUAUGCCCGAACCCAACCUGCCUCCGCUCCUGCUCUAUGACACCGCGUCUCUGCCUCCUGGUGCAGACCCACAGCAAGUGAUCAACAUUGACUGGAUUCGGGAGCGGCUCCCUGAGCUGCCCGGUAAGACCCGGGAGAAGCUCAUUCAACAGUAUGGGAUGCUGCCAGAACACAGCUUCACCUUACUGAAUGAAGUUGGCCUACUGGAGUUCUUCCAAAAUGUUAUAAAAGAAACUAGGGCAGAGCCAAAAAAAGUAACUAGUUGGGUCCUCAACAUUUUUCUGGGUUUUUUAAAGCAACAGAACCUUGCUGUCAAUGAGAGUCCUGUCACACCUUCUGCGCUGGCUGAGCUCCUCAACCUGCUGGACAGAAAAGCCAUCUCUUCAUCAGCAGCUAGACAGGUGUUUGAGGAAUUGUGGCGGAGUAAAGGGAAGACUCCAUCGCAGAUUGUUUCAGAAAAGAAGCUUGAACUGAUGCAGGAUCAAGAGGCGCUGGAACGGGUCUGCCACACCGUGAUGGAGGGGCAUCCUCAAGUGGUAAUGGACAUGAAGAGGGGAAACCCCAGAGCUAUAAACAAACUGAUCGGGUUGGUCCGAAAAGCAACUCUCAGUCGAGCAGACCCGACUGUGAUAAAGGAAAUCCUGGAGAGGAAGUUGUCAUCAUGAGCCCUUCUGGGUCCCCCGUGCCCGAGGGAGAGCAGAGCAGCCUCCACUGAGAACCGGAGCCCGUGACACGUGCCAUCCGGGGGCUCCCAGGCCCUGGCCCCAGCUACAGCCCCGGGAUGCCACCUGCACAGACCAGCCCCGACAGCCCGGCUGCCUCACUGACUUCGAGAUGGUUCCAGCUGCAGUGGUGGGGAAGAAAUAGCACAGUUCCAGUGCUCAGUGAUUCGGGACUGAGACCCUGUUUCAAAUGCUGUCACCGUUCUGAGAAAACUUUUCGUCCGUUGGGAUGCAGUACUUUAAACCUGAAAGUAGAUGAGUGGAGCUAAAAACCACUGCAGAAUUGACACGUUGUAAACAGGAGGCCUCGUGCGGAUGGGAAGGAGGGUGUUAGUCUUACCAGCAUUCUCUCAUCUGAGGACUAAAAGUGACUUUGCCCGUUCAGCUCCCUAGGGACCCAGGAAGGUAAAGGUCUGAGAAUUAAAUGAAACAUUUUUUGUCAAACACACACACAGACGUUUUCAAAUAAAUUUAAUGAAUAAAAUAUAUAGUGAAAUAUCACAUAAAAAAUUAACUUACACUUCAAAGAUUGUGCAGUUAACAACUCCCUCCCCACCCCCACCCCCACCCCCAGGCCAAAGAAAGAUAAACAAGCUGUAACAUUAAAUUGAUUUGUUUUGCCUGGGAAGAGUAAGAUGAUAAAGCUAAAACAUCAGAAUCUUGACCUUUAACAGUAAUUGUGGUGCAGUUAACAACACCCUCGUGAAGGCUGGGCUGCCUUGGCCCCCAGGCUCGGGACGGGAAUGCCGUUCCUCUCUCCCGCACCCAGCGUGCACCGCGUGCUGCUGUUCCCUCCAACUCGCCAUGCUUAACGACCGGUUUCAAGGCUGCUUCUGAAGAGCAUAUGUCAAACUGUGGCAUCGGGAGAACAGACUCUCUGCAGUCUCAGAUUUUACACUGAAUUGCCAAGCCUACUAAGGAGCGUCCGAGCAUUUCCCUCACAGACGAUGCUGCCGUGGCAAGCUGGGGGACUGGGGACAAGCCGGCCUUCCCCGUCGCCAGUGUAGCAGUGAACGGUGCUCAGGACUUCCCUCCCUCAGAGUGUGAUGGAAGCCUCCCUCGGACCCUGCCUGGAAAGCAGGGACAGAAAGGAAACCAGGUGUGUGGUUUAUUCCAGACAAGCAUGAGGAGGUAAGGUUUUUUUUUUUUAAAAAAAAAAAAAAAACUUAUUUUUAAAAAAAUGACUUAGAAUAUUGUGAGAGAAGGUGUUCCCUCACCCAGGAGGCCAUGUGGCCCUCACGCAUUCUGCUCCAGUACUGGAAACUACUGAACCCAGAAGUAAGAUAUUUUUUCUUUUCGAGAGAGAAAGGCAGAGUCCAUUCUCUCUCCUCGCAUUGCAAGACUGAAUUACAAAUGGGCAAAGACAGUCUGAGACUGGAUUCUAGCGGGAUCGUUGUUUUGUAAGAAAUAAUAGGGUUCAGUUUUGUUUUACAAACUCCAUUUUCACCAAAGGUCUGGCUUCUGAGACAUCAAACUUUACAGAAGCCACUAGGGGAUCUUUCCACACCAUUUCAAAUCAAGGCCUUGCUUAAAUGGGUGAUGGGGGGCGGCGGGCAGAGUGAGGAGGCAGCUGGAUGGAGACAGUUUCCCAAAACUAUUAUGUCCAGUGUGAACUGUAUUAUGGACUGAUCAUUUCCAGAGAAAAAUGCCAUCAUGAGAACACCUGACCUUUAAGUGAUGGGUGUUGACCUCUGACAACUUCCCCAUGGUCUUGAAUGCCCACUCUUGAAAUCCUGAAAACUGGACAGUUACGUUGUUAUAACUGCUAAUAGGAAGGGCGCAGCUCAGAUACCUUCCUUGGAACCUGACUAUAUAUUCAAAAGAUAUGUUUGCAUAAUGGUGUCCGAAGUUCACAAAGUAUGGCUCUGCUCAUAAACAGGCCUCAGUCAAAUACAGUUUGAAAUACGUCUUUGCAUGAGCGAGAAUUCGGUCUGGUUCUUUGUUUGCUGUUUCGGUGAAAAUCUCAUUAAAAUGUAAGAGUUGGUGUCCUCGGUAAAGCCAUUGCCAUCUGUCAUUGGAAUCCACACAUACAGGCUGGGAAGGGAAUUUGCUGGAAAACUGGCUCUUCUCCAGGUCAGCAUGAACCAGCUCUACCUGGUCAUGCCCAAACCAUGGGUUCUGUUAGUUGAAAAGGAGGUCGGGUGGUUGGUUCUGGUGGGAGGUUAGGAAUGUAAGCCUCAACACUAGGCACACUGCGUGGCACAGAAUAACUUUAGUGAAGGUUGAUUAAAUUGAUAGAACAAAAUUAGCAGACAGCUUUUUGUGGGGCCUUUUGGUAUGAGAGGUUGGUGCUGCCAACUAGUAGGCUUUUAAAUUCUGGACAUCUGGGUCUAGGAAGGAGAUUCCUGACUCUGUCCAGGCUUAUGCAUCAAGGUGAACUUCUGUUCCUAUCUUUCAAAGUGUAUGUGCCCCAAGAAAAAGAAGCUAAUUGUAAUUUAUACCAAGUUUAGCAUGUUUCAGCUGAGCUUACACACAUACACUUUUGUAAUUACUGCUUAUCUGGAAGAAGGCUAUGGAAUUUUUGAAAGUACACACCCUUCUAGAGCUUUGAGUUAAUUCAAUACACAGUUUAUGGAACUGACCCACAGUUCAUAUCGUCUUUUUCAUUUCUAUUGAAUGUGCUGCAUCACUUCAAGGAGUCUACAUAGUGACUACUGGGGGGAAAAAACACACAGUCUAUCGCAAAGGCCAUGUUAUUUACCCAGUACCAAGAGCAGCAUGGAAACGGCUGCCAUGCUUCUCUGGCACAUCUUAGACAAAUGUAUUCAUGGAUUAUUUGUGAACACGGCUGGACCUAAAGUGAGAGAUGGAUAGAAUCUGAUUGAAAUCCUCUCUCAUUGCCUCCCUUAGUCGAACAAUUAAGCAAAAAUCAUUUAAGUAAGAUCAACACCAAAUUCCCUCUUAAAAAUAUCUCCAGGCAGGGAGCCUGGGUGGCUCAGUUGGUUAAGCAACUGCUUUCGGCCC